Gamsiella multidivaricata is the source of this 3590-nucleotide messenger RNA. Its product is annotated as Na P-type ATPase. The coding region runs from base 242 to 3268 and encodes 1008 amino acids. The transcript is spliced from 4 exons. Gene Ontology annotation, biological process: calcium ion transmembrane transport; intracellular calcium ion homeostasis. Lineage: Eukaryota; Fungi; Mortierellomycota; Mortierellomycetes; Mortierellales; Mortierellaceae. Gene Ontology annotation, molecular function: ATP hydrolysis activity; P-type calcium transporter activity; ATP binding. The record is from RefSeq and is a predicted model, not a curated record. Gene Ontology annotation, cellular component: plasma membrane.
CAGGGAUUCUUCGCCAUCCAGCUACUUCUCUUUUCUCCCCUCUUCUCUCUGUUGUGCAUACAUUCCCACACACUCGCAGAUCCCUUGUACAGACCCCCCCUAAAAAAACUCCCCACCGGGCUACUUCAUAUACCUCCCUCCCCUCCCCAUCGCACUCUUCAUCCCCCGCCACCCUUCAACGUCACACUCCGCCCUAGCCAGCCCUCCGCUGAUCAUACAAGAACACCUCGCUCGUUUUGUAAUGGCCAAGAGCAAGACCGUAGAGAUCGAAGAGGAAACUCCCUUCCACACUUUGUCUGUCGAGCAAGUCGCUGAGCAUUUCUCCACCAAUAUCUUCGAGGGACUGAGCUCCCAGGAAGCUGCCGAGCGACUCAAGAAAUAUGGCAACAAUGCGCUCCAAGGAAGCGGAGGCGUGAAGUGGUACAAGGUGCUCUGGCGCCAAGUCGCCAACGUCCUUGUCGUUAUUCUUCUGAUUGCAACUAUCUUAUCGUUUGCGACCAAGGACUGGGCAGAAGGCGCUGUCAUCCUGGUGAUCAUCAUCAUGAACGCCGCUAUCGGUUUUUGGCAAGAAUACAAUGCCGAGCAGACCAUGGAAGCUCUUCGAAACAUGUCCUCGCCCACGGCCAAGGUCAUCCGCAACGAAUCAAGAACCACGAUCCCGAACAACCAAGCGGUGCCCGGGGACAUCAUGAUCUUCGAGGACGGAGACGUCAUUGGUGCCGACUGCCGUCUCUUCGAGAUCUUCAACUUGGAAACCGACGAGGCCCUUCUCACUGGCGAGUCUCUGCCUGUGCAAAAGAACCUCGACUCUAUCGAGGAUGUAGAGCAGCCGCUGGGCGAUCGUCUCAACAUGGUGUUCUCCUCCACAACCGUCGUCAAGGGCCGCGCCAAGGGUAUCGUCACCUGUACUGGUAUGAGGACCCAGAUCGGACGGAUCGCUACCAGUCUCAUGGAGGUCGGGGGUAAUGAGACUACGCCAUUGCAGAAGCGAUUGAACAAGAUGGCCUACUACAUUUUCUUGGCAGCCGUCAUUCUCGUCGUCGUCGUGUUUGCUGUCCACAAGUUCGAGUACAACAAUGAGAUUGCGAUCUAUGCGAUCUCUGUUGCCAUUGCCAUGAUUCCCGAGGGACUUGUCGCCGUCGUUACUUUGACUAUGGCUUUUGGUGUCAGUCGAAUGGCUGAAGUCAAGGCUAUCGUCCGACGACUCUCCAGUCUCGAGAGUCUGGGCGCUGUUACCAACAUCUGUUCUGACAAGACCGGUACCUUGACUCAGUCCAAGAUGGUGGCUGUUCGUAUGUGGCUCCCUGGUGAUGGUUUCUACCGCGUCACCGGCACUGGAUUCAAUCCAGAGGGUGAUAUCUACCAGCAAGGCGAGCAGGCAGCUCCUGGUGGGAAUCCCGAGCAAGAGCACCUUGUCGAGAACGGCAUCGGAUCCGGCCACUUUCUUCGAACUCUCCAGGCUGCUUCUCUUUGCAACAUGGCCGAACUCCGCAAGAUGACACACCCUGAAAACCGUGGCGAAUGGUCCGCUAUCGGCGACCCUACUGAGAUUGCACUCCAGGUCCUCUCCUACAAGGCUGGACUUGCCAAGCCCGACCUAGUCAGUCAAGGUUUCAAGCUCGUGGCCGAAUUCCCCUUUGAUUCCUCUGUUAAACGCAUGUCGGUCCUGUACCAGAGCCCUAAUAGGCAGGAUGGUCCUGGCGAAUACUUUAUUUUCUUGAAGGGUGCCACCGAACGUGUCCUUGGCUGCUGCACGCACUGGCUGGAUGGAGAUACGGAGCGCAGCAUGACCGGAGACAAGGGAGGUAUCGAUCGCGAGGAAUUUGAAGCCAUGAUCACGGAGAAGAUGGAUAUUCUCGCCGAGCAAGGGUUGCGCGUUCUGACUCUCGCCUACCGUCGUUUCGAGCCGGAGGCUGGUGUUGACCUUGUCCACGACUUGGUUCGUGAUCAGGUUGAGCAGGAUAUGAUUUUCCUUGGACUGGUUGGAAUCUACGACCCCCCACGCGCUGAGUCACGUCCAGCUGUGCUUCAAUGCUAUGACGCUGGAAUUCGUGUCCAUAUGCUGACGGGUGACCACCCAUCCACCGCUGCUGCUAUCGCCAAGGAGGUUGCCAUCAUCCCUGCUGAUGUCCCCGUCAAGAACAACCCUUUGAUCAUGACCGCCGGACAGUUUGAUUCUAUGACAGACCAAGAAGUUGACGAACUAGAGGAACUCCCUCGCGUGGUCGCCCGUUGCUCGCCCAACACAAAGGUCAAGAUGAUUGCGGCACUCCACCGUCGUAAGCUGUUUGCGGCCAUGACUGGUGAUGGUGUGAACGAUUCGCCCUCGCUUAAAGCUGCAGAUGUUGGAAUUGCAAUGGGCCAGUCUGGGUCGGAUGUUGCCAAGCAAGCUGCUGAUAUUGUCUUGACAGACGAUAAUUUUGCUACCAUUGUGCACGCUGUCGCUGAAGGUCGUCGUAUCUUUGCCAACAUCCAAAAGUUUAUCUCGCAUCUUAUGUCUACGAAUGUGGCCGAAAUCGUGGUUUUGAUCGUCGGCCUCGCCUUCAAGGACAAUGAAGGUAGUGCUGUCUUCCCCAUGAGCGCUGUCCAGAUUCUGUUUCUGAACAUGAUCACAUCUUCGCCUCCAGCCAUGGGACUCGGCCUCGAGCCCGCAAGUGAGUCCAACAUGCGCGAGCCCCCACGAUCAGCAAAGCAAGGGCUGUUCUCGUUUGAAGUCGUCCUGGAUACCUUUGUGUAUGGCCUUACCAUGGGAGCGCUGUGUUUUGCGGCAUUCUGCACAGUGAUCUUUGGACUCAAUGGCGGCAAUUUGGGACAGGGCUGUAACGCUGAAUACUCGAGCGCCUGCGAGGGCGUCUUCAAGGCACGUGCGACCGCUUAUGCCUGCUUGACCUUCCUGCUCUUGGCUCAUGCUGUGAAUUGCAGGAGCAUGCGCUCCAGCAGCUGGUCGAUCAAGAACCUCAAGACAUUGCGUCUGAACAAGAUGCUCUGGAUGUCCAUCGUGAUUGGCUCUCUUGUUGUCUUUCCCUGUAUCUACAUUCCGGGCCUGAACCAUGAUGUCUUCAAGCACACCGGCAUCAGCUACGAGUGGGGCCUUGUGGCCGCAGCCUUAGUUAUUUUUAUCAUCGUCUCCGAUCUGUACAAGUUUAUCAAGCGCAGAACUAUGAAGCCGCUCUCAGUCAGGGCCAACUCUGAGCUUGAGAUGGAGCGUAUGAGAACCUUUAUGUCACAGCACACCCAAAACGACUCUGUCAUGGAAACCAAGCCCUAGGAGUGUUUUUUUUUGCUAUUCUUUUAUGAAGCGGAGCAACCGGAUUACCCCUAAAUGCAUGUACAAUAGUUUUAUACCGAAAUAAAUCAGAAACCAAGCAUAUUAUAUUGGGCCUUCAUAAUAGCCUACCGAUGAGAGACGGAAGGGCGUUUUCAUGAUUCCCUGGUAAAUUAACAUGGAUACUCAAUACGCCAUGCCUGCCCCAUUGAGCAUAGUCCGGCACUGAGGGGUAUCGUCCGGCCCAUCCUAUCUCAUACAUCCAUCCUCUCUUUCUCUCUCUCUCUCUCUCCUCGGACCAACGGCUUUCGGUAUUGAAUAAGCA